Paramacrobiotus metropolitanus is the source of this 2307-nucleotide messenger RNA. RefSeq lists its product as uncharacterized. Gene Ontology annotation, biological process: proteolysis. The transcript is spliced from 7 exons. NCBI's taxonomy places the organism in Eukaryota, Metazoa, Tardigrada, Eutardigrada, Parachela, Macrobiotidae. Gene Ontology annotation, molecular function: metalloendopeptidase activity. The coding region runs from base 106 to 1476 and encodes 456 amino acids. The record is from RefSeq and is a predicted model, not a curated record.
UUUGAAUGCAUUAUAGUUUAAGCGAUGAAUUCUUUAAUACCGGUUUAACCAGCUGAUUUCCUUAAUGCGAUUUUUGCGAUUGACCUUUAUGCGUUGUUACUCAUCAUGCAUUUGGUUAUGAUCCUUUUUGCCCUUCUGUUUUGCGGCAUUGCUAUACGAGAGUGUGCCGCGGCGAACACCGUUCGUUGCCGAAGCCACGAUGAAGGUUGCGCGGAUUUUUGGGACGUUUAUUUCUGUUGUGCUGGAAUGAUUUGCAAUUUAACGGACGCUACGUGGGGUGCUUGCAAGUACCCAAGCGAGAUUGCCAUAACUAAUCAAACCCCUUUACGAGAAACCACACGGAAACCCACUGCGACAGAUUCCAUCAAGGUGGAGCUGCCAGCGUCCCAGCGAUCGACGCAUUCGUCUGAGGGGAAAAAGCCACUACCCACCCAUCCCCCAACGCACAAACGGACGGAUGAGUCGACCGCCCUACAUACAGUUAACGAGGUUUGCCGCUUAUCUGGUAAUGCCAAAACGUGUACGUCUUGGAUAAUGAGAGAGGGGAAGUCAGAUACUGGAGCAUUUGGAGAUGACCUUUGGAGCAUAACAUCGGACUUCAGGCGGGACUUGGACACCUGGAUAAACUGGGUGGCGCCACCAGGUUAUGGUCUUCUGCCAAGGAGGCCCCAGCAUCUUAAAUGGACUUUGGCGCGAAACCAAAAUGGGCCCUCUUAUCUGCCAGUUCGGAUAAGCGACAACAAUGGAAAUGCUGCAGGCUACCGAUUUGUUCUCAGCGUUCAGCGUGCAAUCGAUGAAAUUAAUACAGCGAUGGACGAAUGCUUGUCGCUAAAACUUGUGGACUUCAACGCUACGGAACCUGUUCAAAUCCUAGAGAUUUAUGUGUUCUCUGCAGGCCAACUUUCGUGUUUUAAUGGAGGGUCAUUUAGUGAGAACUUUGGAUACGACCCAAACCAGGACAACAUUAUCCGCGUAAAUUCUGAUGCCUUCUCUAAGAAGGAAGACCGAACCAUUGACAUCAUGUUUAUUCACGAACUUUUGCAUUCCGUUUUUAAUGUACGGCAUGAGCACACGCGUUUGGAUCGCGAUCAGUAUAUCAAGCCCAUAGAAAAGAAUCUUAUGUGCAACCUCGGUGGCAAUAUGCGCAACGGCUACUUCGACCUUGAUAGCGAAGCUAGCAUGGAGUUCCCUUAUGAUCUGCACUCAAUCAUGCACACUGGUUGGGACGACCACUCCAUACAGCGGUUUGUCAACACUGUGGACGUGCAACCUGGUAUUCCCGCGGAGUGGGGCAUCGGACCUCAAUCCCAAGGAUUAUCGUUUUUUGAUGUCCAUAAAAUGCGAAAAUUUUACUCGUGCAAGGAGAAUCCGAACUUCAUCCAUUUCGAACAAGAAAGAAAACAAAUCUAUCUUUUGAACUGGAUGGUCCACUGCAACCUGAGCAGCCAACCAGAUCCUCUGCGGGCAAUAUAUUAAUAGUAGUUAUCCCCAACGGGCAAUAUUAAUGCAGACCGUUUGCAACUCAUUGACCAAUGCCUGGAGAUCUCCGACCGGAAGAACGGUCUAUUAGCCAAUAUAGAUUUUUAUAAACAAACGUGCCAGGUUAUUUUUCAUUUGGACGAAUGCAAAUACCAAGCACACAGACAGGAAAAUGUGGCAGUUAUUAUGAAAACUCACCGAAUAAUGCGCACCUUUCCUUACAAGCUCAUCGGCACGCCAUCCGAUUGGGUUCCCGUGAGUACUGUGUCCAGCGUAAUCUAUGAUUCUGAAUGUCAAAAAUUGUGUCAGAUAAUGCCAACCGUAUGUGUUGCCGCAACCGUACUGGAUACCUUCGACUUCGUAAACGGGCAACGGAUCCAGAAGCGAUCAUGCAAUAUGUAUCAUCGUGUCAACGGCCCUGUUCAGUGGAUGAACAACCCCAAUGCGGUAACCUAUGCUGCGUUGGACUGGGACAUCUGGAUGAAGGAUCGCACUUAUUAUAAUACUUUUAUCUAAAUAAACCACAAUGCUUGAGUUGUGCAACAAAGUAGCAACCGCUUGCAUUUUUAUUCCCAUACUCGUGCUUUGCCUAACAAUAAAUUUAAUUUCCUGCCCGGUUGGAAUCGUCUGCCUCUGAUUGCUACCGAAAGCCCUGCUAGUAGUCGCUGCUGAAUUUUAGCUCUUGCAUUAUUAGUGGAAAUUCUGCCUUUUUAAUUUCGCUUUUACAUUACGCUCUUAUUUGCUGUACCCGGGAGCGCGAAUAUUAAAUAGCUUAGAUAAUUGAUUUUGCGGUUAUGAAAAUGGACAUAAUGAACUGCUUGAACUCAA